Messenger RNA from Glycine soja, 660 nucleotides. RefSeq lists its product as uncharacterized. The record is from RefSeq and is a predicted model, not a curated record. NCBI's taxonomy places the organism in Eukaryota, Viridiplantae, Streptophyta, Magnoliopsida, Fabales, Fabaceae. Gene Ontology annotation, biological process: mitochondrial respiratory chain complex IV assembly. Gene Ontology annotation, cellular component: mitochondrial inner membrane. Bases 107 to 409 code for a protein of 100 amino acids. The transcript is spliced from 3 exons.
UAUUCUCCCUCCCCCUAAAACAGCAUUCAACACCUUCACUAGCAAUUCCUCAACCACACUUGCCAUAUCAAAGAAAAGAGCAUCAACAUCAGAUCAAAGAUACAACAUGGAGGCACUUCAAUCAUGGGUUUCAAAGCACAAGCUCGCCAGCAUUGGGGCACUCUGGGCCUCUGGAAUUGGAGCAACACUUGUGGCUUAUUCAUGCAAAAAGUCUCCAAUGAAGCCAAGUCUCAGGCUUAUCCAUGCUAGGAUGCAUGCUCAGGCUCUAACUUUAGCAGUGCUAUCCGGUGCAGCUGCUUAUCAUUAUUAUGAGAAACGUGAUGUUCAGCCAAAACCAGAGGCAGAUUAUAUUAUUCCUGCUCCCAAUGUCACCCAGAUGGUUGAAUAUGAACUUCAAUGUCCUUUCUAAAAAUUAAAAAUAAAACUGUAGGGGUCAUGUUAUUAAGAUUAGGAGAUAUUCCUAUCAUCGAGUUUUUGCUUUUGCCUAGAAAGAAUAUUAAUUGUUUGUGUAUUUUAUCAAUGAUCCGACUCCAGAACUAGGGGGAAUAGCUAUUGCUAUGCAAUGUUGCAAUGCAUCUCUAUGUAUGUUCUGAGGGUGCACUAUCUUAAUUUUCUAAUGUAUAUAUACAAGUUUUAAGAGAAGUUUCAAUUCAGCUUGAA